Molecule: messenger RNA, 1341 nt
Organism: Spathaspora passalidarum NRRL Y-27907
Lineage: Eukaryota; Fungi; Ascomycota; Pichiomycetes; Serinales; Debaryomycetaceae
Gene: TFS1
Product: Tfs1p
Exons: 1
Biological process (GO): regulation of proteolysis; regulation of Ras protein signal transduction
Molecular function (GO): peptidase inhibitor activity; phospholipid binding
Source: RefSeq, a predicted model, not a curated record
AAUGCUAUUGAGAAGAUCUUCAACUUUGUUAAGAACAAGAUUUCCAAUUGCUACUACUACCCCUAGAAUUGCUCUUGCCGUACUGAACAACAAUUAUUUCUGUCGACUCCCAAUUUUCGCCCAAUCAAAAAUGCCAUUGAUUACCAUUUCUCAAUCCUUGGAUGAAUCAUACACCAAACACAAAGUUAUCCCUGAAGUUGUUGACGAAUUCGAUACUCAAGGGUUAUUGACCAUUGAAUAUAGUAAGGAUGAACACGUUACCUUGGGUAACCAACUUCCAGUUGCUAACACUCAGCAUGUUCCCGAGAUUCAAUUAACUCUCAAUUCACCUACACAGGACGGUAAAAUUGAAUCAAUCACCGAAAAUGACAAGUUUAUCUUGGUUAUGACCGACCCGGAUGCUCCUUCAAACACAGAUCACAAGUGGUCAGAAUAUCUUCAUUGGUUAGUUACUGAUUUGCAAUUGACUAAUGGAGAAGCUAAAGAAGGCGAACAAAUCAAUCACAAAAUUGAUGUAAGCCAAGGUAGAGAAUUAGUCAAGUACAUGGGUCCAGGCCCACCACCAAAAACCGGAAAACAUCGUUAUGUGUUUUUAUUAUAUAAACAAGACUCCCUGGCCAAUGCAUUGACUGCACCUCCAGAUAGACCAAACUGGGGUACAGGUGUUCCAAGCAGUGGUGUUAGAGAUUGGAUUAGUAAGAAUGCACCUGGACUGAAAUUAUUAAGUGUCAAUUUCUUCUAUGCACAAAAUCUUGACAAUUAAAAAAAAAGGACGUAUAGGCUGUAUAUAAUUUAUAUAUUUAUAUUGGACAACGUUUUCUUUAUCAUCCACCUCUUCGUAACGUGCUAUAAUCUUUGGGACUAACAACCAAACCUUUCCCCUUUUUAGCACCCCGAUAUAUCGUUUCUAUUAUAUCAAUUAAUUCUUGUUUGUCGUAAAUCAUAAAAUUAAGCUUGUUGUUAUUACCAGUUCCAAAAUCACACAUCAUAUGCUUAUUUCGAAAGAAAAACAUUAUCGUAUAAGGUUCCAGCCGAUCUUGAUCUAGUUCAUACAUUUGAUUGAAAUCAGGAACUUUAUCCAAAUUGCAAAGAUAUAUAGCAGCAAAAUUCUUUACUUUUUCUGAGAUGGAAAACAAAAUCUCGUCUAUGAUCAUACAAUCUGGUUCUUCUUCGCGGCCAAAUCGUAUCACCACUAAUCUAUCGUCUUCAGAAAGGAUCGCUUGGUCGACAUGCCAGCCUGUGUUUAAAUGAGGGAGAAAUACUGAACCCAUGUCAACUUUGUGUGGUUUCUAAGAAAGCAGCUCCCAUUUUUUUCUGAUGGCUGGUUUCUAAAGAGGGUUU